AAAAUCGCGCUGAUUUUGUUGAACGUACUUCAAAUUUAUUUCAGCAAUAUGUUGCAGAUUCAAAUUAUGUUGGAAUUCAAAGUCUUUUUCAAGAUCCUCGUGCUGCUGCUUUGGUUAAUAUUAAUCACAUAAAUUCUAUUAGCGGUACGACACUCCUACAUGACGUUACACGAAAAAGAGAUUUAGAUAUGGUACAAUUCUGUUUAGAUCAUGGUGCUGAUGUUUCUAUUAGAGAUCGCAAAGGAAAAUUUCCUAUUGACUUGACUAAAGAUGAAAAAAUAAAAUCUUUGCUUAAACAAGGGGCACCUGCAACAAAUAUUGUAAUUACUUCUUUACCUAAUCAGCCACCAACGUUGAAAGGGUACUUGCAUAAGUGGACAAAUUAUGCUGGGGGUUAUAAGAGUCGGUGGUUUGUACUUGAAAAUGGUAUGUUGUCAUAUUUUAAAAAUCAAGAUGAUGCUGGAAAUUCAUGUCGUGGCUCGAUCAAUAUGAAAAUAGCAAAAAUUUCAGUUGACAGCACAGAUAGAUCAAGAUUUGACAUUAUUGGUAAAGGUUCUGUAAGAUACCAUUUACGUGCUAAUAAUCCUAGUGAAGCACAAAGAUGGGUAAUUGCAUUAACUCAAUCGUCAACAUAUUAUGAGAAAAAUGCUAAAGGUCGUAGACAAAGUAUUAUCGACGAUUCUGUUAGUGAUGAAAUGCGAGUGGGUCGAAGUAUUCACAGGUCCGAAUCUCAUGCUGAUAAUUCAACUUAUGCUGAUUCCGAUCGUGAUCGUUCAAGGUCACCAUCAACUCAAUCGAUUGAUUUGGAAAAUAUUCCUGGUGAUGAUUCUUAUCUAAUGAAAAUUAGUUCCACAAGAGCACAGUUAGAAUUACAAAAUCAAUUAUUAGAAUCUCUUACUUCUAUUGUUUCUGAACCUUCAUCAGCAGAAUCAGAAGCAAAUACCGUAAUAGAAACUUUUACACAAUCUCUUAGGACACUUCAUAAUCUUGUUGAUGAUGUUCUUCGUGUAUCAGAGGAACGUGAUACGUACUGGAGUAGAAAAUUGGAAAAAGAAUUAGAAGCUAAACGACUUUGGGAGGAAAGUAUGAGAUUGCUUGCAAUGGAAAAAUCCGAAAUGGAAAAACUUAUACAACAAAAUGUUCAAGAACAGAAAAUGAGAAAAAAACAAUUAAAGGCUGCUCUUGCAGAGAGUCAACUCAAUUCUCCAGCAAGUCCAUCGCGUCUAUCUUCUACUGACAUUCUUGAACCUAUGAAUAAACUUGAUGAUUCUUCUAAUUUAGCAGAUUAUCAUGGACAAAGAGUUUCAAUGGAACGAGCAGCAUCAAUAAUAUCAAUGUUGGCUGAUGAUUAUGAUUCUGAUGAAUUUUAUGAUGCCAUGGACAAUAACGACGAAGAGCAAGAUGUUGUUAAAUUAUGUGACUUAGAGGUUGAAUUGGAUAAUUCUAGUCCUUACAUUGCGAGUUCUUAUUGCGGUUAUCCUGAACAUAUUCGCGAACAACUUCCACUUGAUCAAUCUUCACGACCUGAUGUUUCUUUAUGGUCAAUUUUAAAGAAUUCAAUUGGAAAAGACUUGAGUAAAAUAACAUUACCGGUGUACUUUAACGAGCCAACAUCAAUGUUACAACGUAUGGCUGAGGAUAUGGAAUAUAGUGAUCUUUUGGAUAUAGGUGCGCGUCAAAAAGGAAGUACGGAGAGGAUAUUAUAUGUUGCAGCUUUUGCAAUGAGUAAUUACUCUAGUACUGUUGGCCGUAUUGCUAAACCUUUUAAUCCGUUAUUGGGUGAAACUUAUGAAUAUGUAAGACGUGACAAAGGUUUUCGAUAUAUUUCUGAACAAGUUUGUCAUCAUCCACCAAUAAGCGCAUGUUAUUGUGAAUCCGCAAAUUAUGAUUUCUUUGCCGAAGUGGAUGUCAAAUCAAAGUUUUGGGGAAAAUCAUUCGAAAUUCUUCCACAAGGUGUGUCGCACGUUAGGCUAAAAGUGCCAAAAGAAUAUUGGCCGGAAAACGUCGACGGAACACCAGAGUCAUUUGUUGCUAUCGGGAAUCCAAACGCGUUCUCUGAGCAUUAUUCAUGGAAAAAAGUUACAACCUGUGUAAACAAUUUAAUAUUAGGAACACCAUGGAUCGAUCAUUACGGAGAUAUGGUCAUUACUAAUCAUUUAACGGGAGAUACAUGUGUUUUGACGUUUAAAGCUCGAGGAUGGAGAGGAAAAGAUGCAUUUGAAAUUAGAGGAUAUGUUAAAGAUUCAAAUAAUAAGGAAAAAUGGGAAAUUGCAGGAAGAUGGAAUGAGAAAUUAGUAGCAAGAAGAACUGAUGAAAGUUUAGCCACUAAUGAAGAUUUAGGUAGUGCUUACAACACAGUUAAUGAAGCUCCGGUAGAUGAAAUACUAUUACCGUCACCGUCAACUUCUUUGACCUCAGUAAAUCCAAGACCAAUAUAUUUAUUAUGGAAACGAACUCCAUUACCUGAUGAACCUUUAACAUUUAAUCUUACAACAUUUGCAGCUACGCUUAAUGAUCUACCUGAUAGUUUAACAAAUUGGAUUGCACCAACGGAUAGUCGAUUUCGACCUGAUCAACGUGCAAUGGAAAGUGGAUUAUAUGAUACAGCUAGUUCCGAAAAGAUACGAUUAGAAGAGAAACAACGAGCAAAAAGGAAAAAGAGAGAAAAUGGACUUAUGCCAGCAUUUGAAGCUAGAUGGUUUAGCCGUGAUAUUGAACCUGAUACAGGUGAGAAAUAUUGGAAAUUUAAUGAUGAAUAUUGGAAAGAAAGAGAACGAGCUGGAAAAGAAAAAUCUGAAGGGACCGGUGAAGGAAAAUGGAAUAUUUCUGAUGAUGAUGUUUUUUAA
Messenger RNA from Dentiscutata erythropus, 2846 nucleotides. The record is from the annotation of a GenBank genome assembly. Lineage: Eukaryota; Fungi; Glomeromycota; Glomeromycetes; Diversisporales; Gigasporaceae.